AUGUCGAAGGAAAUAAUGUGGUUUUCAUCUGCGUUUGACGAGCAGCGUCCAGUGACAUCUGUGAUUUCGAAUAGUUAUCAAUAUGGUUUGAAUAUGACGAAUUGUGGAGAAUUGCAGAAACAAACCGUAAAUUCGUCGAAAAAAGCAAUUAAACAUAAAAUCGAUCGGCAGGAAGGUGGGUCUGGAUGCAGUGUAGUUCAAGGUGGCAUUUCCGGGAAAAAGAUGGAGCGAUCGUUGUUGAAAGUAGGAAAUUACAUGGAAAAUGAAUGUUCAUCAAUGUUAUUCGCUGAUCGAUUUUCACCAACGAGAACAGAAGAUCUAGCUGUGCACAAAAAAAAAGUAGCAGAAGUGAAGCAAUGGAUUAUUGGUCAUUCUCAAAAAAACAAACAGUCAAAGAUACUUUUCCUAAUUGGACCUUGCGGUAGUGGCAAAACAGCUACUAUAAAAUCUUUGUGCAAUGAAAUGAACAUCGAAUUAAUCGAAUGGGAAUCUCCUGUUCAAUAUGAUCUUUUUCGUGCGGAUACGGGUGAUGAAAAUAUUUAUGAAAAGUCUCAGGCUGAGAUCUUCAUUGAGUUCCUGAACUCCUCGAGCCGUGCCUCUUUGCAUAAUUUACAUUCAAAAAAAAUGCUUUUUGUUGAAUUUUUACCUAAUUUAUUCUACUGUGAAGUGGAUCAGUUUCAUUCAAUUCUUCGUGAAUGGACGCGGACAUGUAAAUGUAUGCUUGUUUUUGGUUUGAGUACAACAGGGUCUUGGUAUUUAAAUCCCCAUCGUUUAUUGUCUGCAGCAAUUGUACAAGAAUGUAAUAUCGAUAUUAUUACGUUUAAUCCAUGUGCUUUAACUUUCAUCGUGAAAGCACUUAAAAGGAUUAUCUCAACUGCAAAACUGGCUAUAGCACCACAGAAUGUCAAAUGCAUUGCUGAAUUGGCUAAUGGUGAUGUUCGAUUGGCAGUCAAUAAUUUGCAGUUUUAUUCUAACGGAGAAGAUAAACUUAUCAGUGAAUGCGAUCGAUUUACAGUUGAUUUUUCCUAUGAUUUUUUUCACUGUAUUGGUAAGCUGAUGUAUGCAAAAAGGAAACAAGAAAAAUGUGAUAAAUGGCUCAGAAUCGAAUCAACGUUGAAUCCAUCAUUAACAAGGUUACAUCAUAGACCUUAUCCUCCUAAAGAUGAUAUAAACGCUAUUAUCGAUCAACUUUCAUUAAGCUGCGAGAAUCUAUUAUUCUUUGUACAAGAACAUGAACCUAAUUUUGCAGCGUCUUUAAGUGCACUUCGAAGUGUUUUGGAAGAUAUUAGCUUUGCCGAUUUCGUUUUUUGUAAUCGAAACCAUGAAGCUAUUAAAAUCUCUACAUAUCAUAUUGAAGUGCGUUUUUUAAUUGUUCCAUUCCUUUCGAAAGUGCAUAAAUCAUUUGAUUUCCAACAUUCAAAAAAUUACAGUUCAAAGGAAAUCGCUGAACUGAAUGAUCUUGUAGAAGAUACUUUCGAUAUUGAAGAAAUAGAUAUAUGA
Molecule: messenger RNA, 1500 nt
Organism: Dracunculus medinensis (Guinea worm)
Lineage: Eukaryota; Metazoa; Nematoda; Chromadorea; Rhabditida; Dracunculidae
Source: the annotation of a GenBank genome assembly